Molecule: messenger RNA, 3875 nt
Organism: Microplitis mediator
Lineage: Eukaryota; Metazoa; Arthropoda; Insecta; Hymenoptera; Braconidae
Product: interference hedgehog-like
Exons: 6
Coding region: 337-2763 (808 amino acids)
Biological process (GO): axon guidance; cell-cell adhesion; nervous system development
Cellular component (GO): plasma membrane; axon
Molecular function (GO): protein binding
Source: RefSeq, a predicted model, not a curated record
UUUUUAGCUUAGUCUUCAGCAGCGUGCCUUCAAAACCUGUCGGUCUGCAUUCCAACGAUGUGUUGGACGCCAAGACGCCAAGAACCAUCGUCGCGAAAUACAAGUGAGUAGAGUGUGUGUCGCUCGGCAACGCCGCGUUGACCGUAAGCCACGGAAUUCGAGUAAAAAAAAAAAGUUGAAUCAAAAAAGUUUAAGAAAGAGGUAGAGCCAAGAAAAUGGAGUAAGUUUAUAAUACAUUUGUGAAAUUAUUUGUGACUUAUUGUGGAAAAUUAAAACUUAAUAGAUAAAUAAACAAGGGCAAUAUUGACAAGAUUAUCACAAAAGGAAUGUAUCAGGAUGAGACAGUUAACAUUCAAAGUUAUCGGUAUUAUCACAAUAUUUCGAUUGUCCUUGAUUUACAAUGUAUCAGCUUUUCGACAAGAAUCCGGAAUGUCGUUUACUCGACAUCCUCAGCCUUUAGCUGCUCCUCUCGGUGACGAGGUAGACUUUGAAUGCAGUUUAAACUUAGAAGCUGAUAAAUUUGCUUGGCGUCAUCGUCCGCUAAAUUCCAAACACUGGGGUCCUCUUAUAAAUCUUCCUAAUAGCGGAGGCAAAACUUCAAAAUUUGUCGUUACCUUUGACGAUGAAUCUAAAGCAGGUGAUUACAGAUGUAUCGCAUUUUACGGUACAAGUGGUCUUGCAUCUGAACCAGGCAGACUAAGUCUUGCAAAAAUUGAUAAAUUUACUGACAAAAGUGAUGUAGAAAUACGUGUUCCAGUUGGAAAUACUGUUCCAAUAACAUGUCCAGUACCUUACUCAUCACCAGAAGCAAUUGUUCAAUUUUAUAAAAAUGAUAUAUUACUAAAAAAUAUAAAUCUUACCGGUGAUAAAACGAUUAUUAUUGAAAAUGCUCAAGUUUCAGAUUCUGGAAAUUAUCAUUGUACUGCUGAUAAUUAUAUUGUAACUCAAACUUAUAGAAGCAAUUAUCAAACAAAAUUACAAGUUUAUAUCGAGAAAAACAAUAUUUCUCCUUUUUGGACUAAACAACCACAAACAGAAUAUAAAGCAUUAAAAAACAGUAAUAUAAGUUUAGAAUGUUUUGGUGCGGGUUAUCCAAUCCCUAAAUUAUCAUGGUCAAGGUUCGCAGGAUCUUUACCUCUGUAUUCACAAUAUAAGAGUUCAGGAUUAAGCAUUGUUAAUGUACAACCAUCAGAUAGAGGAGAAUAUCAAUGUGUUUGGUCAAAUGAUAAUGAUAAAAUAAAAACUUCUAUAAUUUUAAAAGUCGUUGAACCACCCAGAGUUAUUAAAGGACCAAGAGCAUCGACAUUUUCUGAAGAUGGUUAUCUUGAACUAUUUUGCAAUGUGACUGGUGUACCUGAACCAACAAUUGAGUGGUUAAUAAACGGUGAAACACUUGAACCAAGUUCUAGUGUUGAAAUUAGAGGUUCAAAACUAACUGUAGAUCCAGUGGAGAAAAAACAUGCGGGAAUUGUUCAAUGCGUUGCUAGCAAUGAGUACGGAUCUUAUUCAGGAUAUAAUCUUUUAAAAGUAAAUCCUAAACAGCAUAUAAGUGGUGGUGACAUGAAUUUACAUCAGGGAUCACACGGUACAUCUGGAAAUGUUCAUAAACAUACUAAAGGUGGCGGAAGAAGAAAAAACGAAAAAACCAAUCGUAAAGGAACUGAACUUGUUCCGCCAAAUCCACCAGAAGUUACUCGUCUUUCUGAUGUUUCUGUAAUGGUUCGGUGGUCUGUACCUGAAAAAACUGGUCUUCCUAUUCAGUUUUUCAAAGUUCAGUAUCGAGAACUUGGACCGAAAAAAAAUGGUAAACAGUCGUCUAAAUGGAAUACUGCAAAUAUGGAAAUUCCAAAUCAUAUUAGAUCAUUUGAGGUUACAGAUUUACAACCAGAUCAUACAUAUCGAUUUAGAAUUGCUGCAGUAUAUUCUAAUAAUGAUAAUAAACCUAGUGAAAAUUCCGAGCGAUUCCAUCUUACUCGUAUGGCAGGUUUUGAAACAAAUAAAAUGCCCAUUCCAUUAUUAACAAAUACGGAAGCACUUGGUCCAGAUCGUGUACUUCUUAUUUGGCAAAAUCCUGACAAAACGGUUGAUAUCGAUGGAUUUUAUGUUUAUCAUCGUGCUUCAACAUCAGCUGGAGACUACAUUAAAACAACAGUUGAAGGAAAAAAUUCUACUAAUAUUACGAUUUCUCAUUUACAAUCAGACACAAUCUAUGAAUUUAAAAUUCAAAGUUUUUCUGUGGAUGCUGCUUCGGAAUUUUCAAAAAUUGUUCGUCAAAAAACAUUAAAAGCUAUUACAGAACCACCUCCAAUACAACAAAUUUUGCCGGGUGUAGGAUCUCAAAGUACUAGAAACAGUCAUAAUGGUACUUUAUAUGCAAUAAUCGGUGGCACAUUAGGAAGUAUUACUCUUUUGGGCGCAUUAAGUGCAAUUGUAGUUAUUUAUAAGAAAAGCAGAAUUAAACAAAAUCGUGAGUCUUCACAAAAUGAAGGCAAAUCUAUAGCGAAUGGUAUAGUUAUGAAUGGCAGUGUAACGGAUUCUAAGAUUAACAUCACAUCGAAUCCUCUUGCUGUUCUUGACAACUCGGAUAAUACAAUUCAACCCAAGAACGGACAACAACCGUCAAUGGAAAUGACAUCAUUUACAAAUGGCCAGGUCAACAACAACAACAUCGACAAUAACACGAACAAUGGAAAUGAUGGUUCCCUUGCCAGUACUGCCAGAUUCAACGGAUCCAAAGCCGAUACCACACAAGAAAUUCUAUAAUCGAUGGAUUAAAUAUUUUUUAGAAUUCAAAUAGAUAUCAUUUCAUAAAUAUAUCGUCCAUAAUAUAACGUGGUAUUUUAUAAACUUUCCAUAAAAGUUUUAUUAAGUCAUCAAUAAUUAAUCACAAAUGAUGUAUUAAUUUUGAACGGUAGCUUCUUAAAACAAAUUUUAAUGUAUUGAAAUUUAUUAUAAAUAUGGAAGUUGAUCAAAUUGUAUAUAGAGAAUUUAUAUUAUUUUUAUUUUUUAUGAUAAUGGCGGCUUUAUAUAACCGCUUAAUUAUUAUAAAAAAUAAUAUAAUGACAAUGCCGUCUACAAGUUUAUGAUAUUAAGAAAAGUAAUUUACCGUCGCUUUAGUUAACAGUAUUGAGAUUAGUUUUGUAUUGAUUGGAGAAAAAAAAAAUUAGAGCGCUCAUAAAGCACCCUCAGCGCUUUUGCACUUGAGUUGUGCAAUUACAUUUAUAUAAGAAAUAAAAAUAGUGUAAAAAUACGACCUAGUGAAAUAGUAAAUUAAGUGCCUUGUUAAAAAAAGUAUCUCUUUGAUUCUUAUAUGAACAAGUAAAAAAAUUUUAAGUGAUAAUUUGGUUGUGCCAAGACGACAAUCGAUUUAUAAUUGCCAUUUUAUUAUUAUAAUUAUUACUAUUAAUUAUUAUUUAAAAUUAUAUUGGCUUAUACUGUAUUUAAUAUGAAAAAAAUCGAUGAAAAAUAUGUAAAUAUCUGUAUGGACUUGAUGAAUUUAUUUUUUAACUUUUUUUUUAAGAUUUAUAGACGAUUUGAUAGAAAUAUUUAUUUGAAAACGAUCCUUAUAAUGGGAAAUAUAUUUUAAUUAUCAAAUUGUUGCAGACAAAUUAAAGAAGAGCACGAACAAAUGUAUGUGCAGUAAAAAAUUUAUAUUUCCUAAUAUUUUACAUAAAAUUGCAUUAAAGAUUUUACAUACAAUUAAAGUUGUAUAUAAAUUGAGAUUUUUUAUUAAUAACUUUUUAUGUAAACCGUAUCUGUGCCUUUCGCAUCUUGCCUAAGUAGAAUUAUCUUAUACACACAUAUAUACAUAUAUAUGCCGAGUUAUUUAUAUGAAUUAUGUACUUAAAUUUUUUUAAUAAAAAAGUUUUUAAAAA